AUGGAUUCGGAUGACGAGGCUGAUCAUCGGGUGGUCGACGAAUGUGACGGUCAUCGCCGUCCGGACAAGCCAGUCGUGUACUUGGAAGUGCUUGAUAAGGAGAUAGACAAGACUCUGGAUUUAAUGGUCAUCAAUCCGUCUGGGCGAGUCUCUCCAACAGCACUGCUCGAGCGGCGGCGGCGCUGUCACGAUCUUCUGAGUUUGCGGCACACGCAGCGCUUCUUUGCGGCGCUUUCCGGCUUUUUUGAGGGCCAGCUCGAUUUGACUGGGCGUCAUCCGCCGCGGUUCGACCGCCUCGUUGCUCGACUCAAAGACGUGUCCGAAGACUUCAUGUUCAUCAUGCGGCACUGCGUCGCCACGACAAAGCGUACGGAAGAGCUCGGCGAGGAGUCAGAUAUCGAGGAAACUUCGUACGAGUUCGAUCCUCCUUACCUUUGGGAGCAGUUCGUCACGAAGUGGCGAUUAGGCACAAUGAUUGAUUGUGACGAGUUCAGGGAUAUGCUCGCCGACCUCAGGGCCGUCCGCGCGCGCCAUCCCGGGGUGCCGAAAUUCCAACAAUCAUCGCUGCUUGAUCUACCCUCCGAGCUUCUCGAUUAUAUCAUGAUUCUAUCGGACCAAGACUGUCUUGGGAAAUGGAGUCAGACGUGCAGCUUAUUGCGCGAGCAUGCGUCGAAAUAUGUUCGCUCGCGCUUGUGCUUUAAACUCAUUGCGGAUGACAUCGACGUUGACGCCAUACAACGAGGCAUCCCGCCAGGACCUGAAAAAGUGGCCGAGGUACGCGAGCUUACGAGGGAAGCGGCACUAUUCUACCGGGACGCGCUAGUCAAGCGAAUGCGCAAAACUAUCAAAAGACCCCACUUGCUCGCGACUACUCGCUUUCUAGACUUCAGCGAGAAUUGGUCGCUGACAGAUUGGAUGCCCUAUCUGGGAUGCGACUUUCCAGAAUUCGUUGCGCCGUUCAUCGAACCCUUGGUAAUCCUCAUCCGUGAUUUACCUCUCGAAGCCAUCAGUUUUCGGGCUUACGGCCUCCCGAAACCCAUCUGGAGGGCAGUAUGCGCUUCUGAGACGCUACACUCUCUUUUCCUGUCAGCGCAAGGAAUGAUUGGCUGGGAAACCGGACCAUCCUGGCCAGAUGCACCAGCUUUGUUCAAUGCUCAUCUCAAGAUUUAUGGCGAGGAUGUGAAUGGUGACGGGUUGUGGCCACUGCUGGACAGCAUACCAAAUUGUCUCUUCCUUCAGGUUUUCGGCGUCCCAGGGGAAGGUUUUCCAAUGCCUCUGCUCAGGUGCCCGAACAUCACACGCCUCUCCGUCACGUACGUAUGGGUGGAUACGCUGAUUCUCCACUUCGCCGAUGUCAUAGAGGGCGGUUUCUGUCAGGGCAUAAUGCAUCUCUCUAUCAUCACAGACCAUCCCGACAUGACCGCGGACAUAGCCCGUCGCCUCUUCGAUGCGUUCCGCCACCUGCCGCGUCUAGAGUUCUUGCGUCUUACGGGUCUGUGCCACGCCCCUCCGGACCUCUUUGUGCACCUCAGUGAAAGCGCUCCUGGGCUGCGUUCCCUGUUCCUCCAUUCCUUUUCUAGCGGCAGUUAUCAGCGAGGCGACUGCUCGCGCUGGCCGUAUCCGCCCUCUGAAUAUGCCCGUGCUUUCGGCACGUUUCCUCGUCUGAACCUUCUCGGAUUGAACAUGGCGAUCGACGACGCGCCUUAUCGAACUUCGUACUUUCUCCAACGGAUGGAGUUGGGCUACGAAGGCGCCGAAGCAGAGGACGCGAAAGCUCUGCGGCGGUGGCGCGCGAGGAAGAGCCUUUCCACCGACGAUGACGACCCCAGGACCCUCGAUUGCACUGCCGACGGGGAGGUUCGAGAUGUAGUGCGGCUCUUUGCGAUUUAUGGCAGGGCGCUGCAGACAAUUUUCCUUCACACGAACAACUUAUCGCAAACGGGCGGGUGGGUUAUUGAACGCGACGCGGAGGGGAGGCCUGUGACGAUCCGAGACGGGCUCACGACCAGCGAGCGCGAGCGGGCGAACAUGGCGGACCCUGAGUGGCAGAUAGACCACUGGACGUUUGACGCAGCGGAAGCGGAGGAGAUCCUUGGACUCAAUUAA
This is a messenger RNA of Schizophyllum commune H4-8, 2106 nucleotides long. RefSeq lists its product as uncharacterized. The coding region runs from base 1 to 2106 and encodes 701 amino acids. NCBI's taxonomy places the organism in Eukaryota, Fungi, Basidiomycota, Agaricomycetes, Agaricales, Schizophyllaceae. The record is from RefSeq and is a predicted model, not a curated record. The transcript has 6 exons.